Molecule: messenger RNA, 612 nt
Organism: Pelecanus crispus (Dalmatian pelican)
Lineage: Eukaryota; Metazoa; Chordata; Aves; Pelecaniformes; Pelecanidae
Gene: PLB1
Product: phospholipase B1
Biological process (GO): phospholipid metabolic process
Cellular component (GO): brush border membrane
Molecular function (GO): A2-type glycerophospholipase activity; retinyl-palmitate esterase activity; phosphatidylcholine lysophospholipase A1 activity
Source: RefSeq, a predicted model, not a curated record
GGCUUUUAAUUCUAGUAUUUCUUUUGUUGAAGGAAUGUUUGCCCAUGUUUCUUAAAUCCCAAGGAAAACUCUUCUGAACUACAAGAAAUUAAGAGAGUUAACAGAGACUUUCAGGCUGAAGCCCUACAGCUGAUCAACAGUGGUCGGUACGAGGAGCGUGAGGACUUUGCAGUUGUCAUGCAGCCAUUUUUCCGAAACUCCUUGUUGCCCCUGGAUAGUAACGGCAAGCCAGAUCUGGAUUUCUUUGCUGCAGACUGCUUUCAUUUCAGUGCAAGAGGCCAUGCUGAGAUGGCUAUGGCUCUCUGGAAUAAUAUGCUGGAGCCAGUUGGUGAAAAGCAGACUUACAACAACUUUACCCAUGACAGAUCAAAACUCAAGUGUCCAAACCCAGAGAAACCCUUUCUUUCCACACUGAGAAAUAGUGGAUUCAGAAAUUCAGACCUCAACUUGGAGAAAACCAAACUUUCAGUCCCCUACUGGGCUGUCAUUAUCGCCGCAGUAGCUGGAGUCCUGGCGGGUUCUUUACUCAUCUGGCUUGUGUCAAGAAGAAGAGCUGAGAGGCACGAAUGUGAGACUGACACAGAAAAGAACAUUCAGAUGACAUCUCUGUAA